This is a messenger RNA of Zea mays, 1314 nucleotides long. Its product is annotated as poly(U)-specific endoribonuclease-B. Lineage: Eukaryota; Viridiplantae; Streptophyta; Magnoliopsida; Poales; Poaceae. The record is from RefSeq and is a predicted model, not a curated record. Gene Ontology annotation, molecular function: RNA endonuclease activity. Bases 1 to 906 code for a protein of 301 amino acids. The transcript has 3 exons.
AUGCAGUCUGAAGCAUGGAAUGGAUACAGAAAGCCACCAUCAGAACAAAAGUACUCUGAGGAUGUCGGUCAUAUCCACCAAGGACUCAAUUUCGAGCCCACCAGGGAGGAGCUGGAUAGCUUAUCGAAAGCGUGUAGCCGACUUUGGGAGCUCGAUAUGAACCGUAUCGUUCCUGGUAAGGACUACAUAAUCGACUGUGGCGAGGGGAAGAAAGUUUAUCAGAAGGGUGAUAUGGCAUCCGAAAGCUUGUUCAGCUGGCUAGGCGACGAUGUGCUAAGAAAACCCACCUACUCACGUUUUUGCGCACUUCUGGAUAACUAUAACCCCCACCAGGAUAAGCACGAAGAAAUAGCUUUUGUUGAAGAGAUCGCCAGAACAUCGCCAAUUAAGUACUUGCACCGGUACUUAGUGCAGAAGGGGGUUGUGCCUCAGGACUAUGAGGACUUCAAGAAAAUGCUGACAUCCCUAUGGUUUGAUUUGUAUGGAAGAGGUGGCAACUCUAGCUGCUCUACUGCCUUUGAGCAUGUGUUUGUUGGUGAGAUCAAAGGACCGGGACAAGGGGAAAGUGAGGUAUCAGGCUUCCAUAACUGGAUUCAGUUUUACUUGGAAGAAGCCAAGGGAAAUGUGGAUUACCAAGGUUAUAUAUUUCCAAGGCGCCGUGGUGAAUCGCCUGAUUCAGAGAUACAGCUGCUGAUUGUUCAGUUUGAGUGGCAUGGCGUGCUGAAAUCAGUAUCCAACACGUUGAUUGGCGUCAGUCCUAAGUUCGAGGUUGCACUCUACACGUUGUGCUUUUUUGUUGGAGGGGAAGAUAACCGCGUCGAUAUUGGCCCAUACAGUGUGAACGUCAAGUGCUACCGAUUAGGGAAUAACAAAAUUGGAUCAACCUUUCCCAUUGCAGAGAACUGAUUAUCUGGUGCUAUGCUUCUACAGUUUUCCAAAUCUUCAAUUUCUUCGUUUUAUAAUCAAUUACGUGAAGUUAACACUGUACUGUUCAUGGUCAGCUGGUUACUUGUGCAAGAAAAUGUAACAUACUAUUCAAUUUGUUGCUGCCAUCUCCAAUCGUAUUGCUACUUGCACUACUAAAAAGUUGAUGACCGAGACUUUCAUGUGUGAACGUGUUUAUGUUUGGGUUAUGCUGAUCUUACUAUGUUUCACAUUUACCAGAAGAUACAGUUAGUGAUCGCUUAAUGAUUUUUCCUGGUCUCACACUUCAGACUUGUUUUGGCCAGCUUGUUUGUUACAUCCACAAAUAGCUGCAUGUCAGGUUACUUUAAAGUUUAAACCUUAUAAGUAUGAGUAUUGGAUGAAAGAACC